GGGAAGUUCUCUGCCACCUAGACCUUGCCUCUCUUUUGCCGUGGCGUCUGCUCAAGGCAGUUAAACAGGCGGGCAUGCAAAGUUUUGAAAAUGGAUGAAGUCUUCCCUCUAUCCUGGUCCCAGGUUGCACGUCGUGAAAGUCUACCUUCCCAUUAUUUCCGUGAGGCUGGAAACAAAUGCGACGGCGCAGCUACACCUCAAAGCCAGGCUCCACCUCAGCGCUCAGUACCACUUCGGUCGCCUCUUUGAAAGGAUCGACGCCAUCACUGAUGUGCACUUCGUGGCCAGCGCCAGGUUCCGGAACUAUUCGGUGGGCAUUGCCCACCUCAAGUACGAGGCAUGCAACACCCGGUUCACCCUCGCUCAAAUCAUCUGCCCAUCAUACUUAUUGAAGACACAAGUUAAGCCGCUGGUGAUGGACAUACUUAAGGCUACACUCCCCGGUGCGCUUUGCCAAGCUGUGCAACAAGUUGGCAACGUGGCAUUAUUUGAUUUUCUGUAUACAGCAAAUGUGUUGGUCUCAGUCCACUCAGCGACAACGCUCCAGUAUCAGCUGGCCACCAUGCCGCAGAUAACUCCUGACACCUUUGCAGUGAAAUUAAACAUUUGGAUACGAACGGCUGGAAGAUUCCUGGUUGUUCCCGCUAGUGAUCACCCAAUCGUUUUCCCUUUGCUGAAAGGCAGCAAUCUCUGCCUGCUGUUCACCCAGGAUGCUCUUAAUGCCAUCCUCCCUGCGAUGGUCCGCGUUGCGCCUCUGGAGUUCAUUACCAGGCCACAAGUGUUCUCUGGCUCCAUCCAGCUCAUAAAUGCGGUGGCCGUUCUUCUUUCUCAUCACAAGUGUCCCACGUGCCCCGAGAAGUCUCCUCUGAAGAUUUUGCUGAAGGUGGUCGAACCACCAGUGAUUGUCCUGCACCCCAGCAGUGCCCACCUCCAGCUGGCCGUUGAGAUUGCAGUAGCUGCUAAAGACCCCCUCGGGGCCAUCAUAGACCUCUUCAUCCUCAAGGCGAACCUCAAGCUGAGUGCUGAGAUGUCCGUCCACGGCUGCAAACUGAUCUUCCGUGCGACUCUGAUGAAAGUCGACCUGUUUGUGAUUGCCUCAGACAUCGGACACAUCUCUGUUAACAGUCUCUCAAAGUGGAUCCAUCUUCUUCUGGUGGAGACCUUCAUGCCACGCAUCAACGAUUGCCUGAAUGCUGGGCUCCCGGUGCCUUCUCUGUUGAACAUCAAAAUGGAUUACGCCAAGUUUUUGAUUCUGCAGGGCUCCCUCGCACUGUGUGUUUGAGAGGAAGGGGCUAUUACCACCAAAUGCACUCGGGAGCAGGAAGUGGAGUGGAAGACCUUUGAAAGAAGAGUCCGUCUCUAUCUAAUGCUUAAUGUUACGUUGAUUUCCCAUUGUAUCUCAGCUCUGAGGGCCGGUUUUGUUUAAUUUGCUCACAUUCUAGCCGCGUUGCACUUUCAAACAACAGAGAGGAAUAUCCUGAGGAUCUGCAACAGUCAGACAAGACUGGAGAUACCUCCAAGAAAUGAACACAUUUUUCUAGGGGUCACGCUUUGUGUCUUGUAACCAUUUCCUACAAAAUCAUUCUGCACCUUUCCUUUAUCCACCCACUCUUUUGGGUUUUCCCCUCUUCUCUCUUUUGUUGCAUUUAUUCCACACAGGCUACUGCUGAAAAUGUAUUAUUGCUAAUGGUGGCGGGAUUUCAUCCGUGAUACAGAAGAACAACCUUCCCCGUUUCUGUCCUUUUACGCUUGCUCACUAGCUUGGCUGCGCAGUUGCUUUUUGAAGGGGCGAUCCAAAAAUGUCUCAGCCUCUGUUUCUACCACUGACAACCACCCACACAAAAUGGAAGACAAAACAACUUCUGGAGCAGCACCGUUGCCUGAAGGAAUAGAAACACGUAGCGCUUCUUUUUAAAAUAAAGGUUUUUACUAUCUGAA
Molecule: messenger RNA, 1938 nt
Organism: Sphaerodactylus townsendi
Lineage: Eukaryota; Metazoa; Chordata; Lepidosauria; Squamata; Sphaerodactylidae
Product: BPI fold-containing family B member 4-like
Exons: 14
Coding region: 95-1282 (395 amino acids)
Molecular function (GO): lipid binding
Source: RefSeq, a predicted model, not a curated record